AUGGACCGAAAAGCAAAACCAGGACCUUCAAAAUUAUCUGCGUUUUUUGACGACGACGAUGAAGAGCCGUCUUCGUUUCCCGUGCGACUGCACAAAGUAGCAGUUGAUGAUGCUAAGCUUUCUCAAUAUGCUGCUGGUACACAUCGUAAAUCUCGUAGAGAAAAAGAGCAGGAAGCAGCGGAGGCCAAAAAACGCGAGGAGGAAGUCAACGCAGCAAAGGCCUAUGCUGAUUUCAUUGACGCGUUUGAAGGAGGCGAUGUUGGCAGGAAGUCUGGUAGUCAGUUUGUCAAGGCAGAGUCUGGCUCGAAGUAUACCCCCGCGCUGAAGGGAUUUUCUGACGAGAAGUCAACGAAAUUCGAGUUGGAUCCUAUUCCUGCUCACAAUGCUCCCAAACCCAAAGGUAAACGGGCGAUGGAUGCAUUCCUUGAAGAAAUCAAAAAAGACCAAGCUGAUCGAGAAGCUAAAUAUUCGCGAAACUCCCAAGGUCGCUCUGUUACUGCUCUUGCUGCAUAUGAGGGCCAAAGUGGGAGUAAAGAUCGCGGGGAUCCCCAGACUUCCAAUGUAUUUGUGGCUAACCUGCCUCCCAAUGUCAGCGAGCAGUCACUAGGGUCAUUUUUUGCACGCGUAGGACCGGUAGGAUCUGUCAAAAUUAUGUGGCCUCGUGGUGAUGGUACUGUCGGGCCUGGUGCUGACAUGACCGCCUCAAGGAGGAGUAAAAAUAGUGGACUGAGUGGUUUCGUAUCAUUCAUGACGAGAAGAGAUGCGGAAGAAGCUUUGAGGGAAUUCGAUGGUCUUGACUGGGGUGGGUCCGUUCUGCGUGUGGGAUGGAGUAAAGCAGUACCCGUCGCUGCUAAACCAAUGUACGUGUCCAAUGAGUCUCGAACUCGAUAUCACAGCCGCAGUCGAAGUCGUAGUCGGAGCCCUGGUCGAGGCUAUCGACGCUCUCAUGAACGGAGUCGUUCAAAUUCUCCGCGGUCCAGAGGACAUUCACCGAGAAGGGAUCAUCAAAUUCUCAGUCCUACCCUUGAAGAAGAAGCAGUCACAGAUGUAUUUAUUCGUGCUGUCGCUGUCGAGGUGAAAGGUCAUGGGCGGAGCUAUGAAGAAAAUUUGCUCAAACGAGAAGCUACCAAUGGUAAAUAUGCAUUUUUGCGAAAGGAUGGCCGGCGGUACAACUUUUAUAGAAACCUUGUCGAAGACGAGCGGUCCAUGUCACCUGAAUUUGAUGAUGAGGGCUAUAAUUCUGUCUACUCGACCGAUUCCGCGGAGGAGUCUGAACGGGAACGGGUACGAAAAACCACAUUGGGUAGGUUAGCGCGGAAGAGGUUCGAAGCUAUGUUACGAGCUCUUUCUGGUAAGCGAGGGGAGAUCGCACGUUGUAUGGCUUUCAGUCUUGAGCAUGCUGAAGCAGCUCACGAGAUAGCCGACAUCAUCGUUGCUUCAUUACUGGUCGAAGGAACACCAGUACCCCACAAAGUAGCUCGUUUGCAUCUAAUAUGCGACAUUUUACACAAUUCUGCUGCCUCUGUGCCCAGUGCAUGGAAAUUUCGGCAAGAAUUCCAAUCUCGACUGGGGAUUGUUUUCGACCAUUUGAGCAACAUUUAUCAUUCUUUCCCCGGACGAAUAACGGCGGAAACGUUCAAGAAGCAGAUUACGACUGUCGUGGAUAUUUGGGAGGACUGGAUUGUCUUCCCGCCUGCAUUUACAUCGGAACUCCGCGUUCGGUUGGAAGGAAUGGCGAUGGAAAACAAAACCGAGACGGUUGAAACAGUAGCAACGGAAGAAGUCAAGGGCGACAGUGCUAAAUUGCCAUCGCGGUUCACAACUAGCACUUUCAAGACAGCGACUGAGCCCGCAUCUGGGGUCGGUGUGGAUGAGGAUCUUGACGGUGCUCCUUUGGACACAGCAACGGAGGGCCGCAUUGAUGGGACCUCCAUGGAUGAUGUGGAUGGGAUACCGAUAGAGGAUGUGGAUGGGACGCCGAUGGAAGAUCUGGACGGGGCGCCAAUGGAAGAGUUGGAUGGAACGCCAAUGGAGGAUGUGGACGGAACACCGAUGGAGGAUGUGGAUGGGGCACCAGUGGACAAUAUGAGCCCGUCGCUGGACGAUUUGGAUGGUGAACCUCUUGUGUAA
Messenger RNA from Lentinula edodes (shiitake mushroom), 2130 nucleotides. RefSeq lists its product as uncharacterized. Lineage: Eukaryota; Fungi; Basidiomycota; Agaricomycetes; Agaricales; Omphalotaceae. The transcript has 12 exons. Gene Ontology annotation, cellular component: nucleus. Gene Ontology annotation, biological process: RNA processing. The coding region runs from base 1 to 2130 and encodes 709 amino acids. The record is from RefSeq and is a predicted model, not a curated record. Gene Ontology annotation, molecular function: RNA binding.